This is a messenger RNA of Gossypium raimondii (Peruvian cotton), 1527 nucleotides long. RefSeq names its product WRKY transcription factor 23. Gene Ontology annotation, biological process: regulation of DNA-templated transcription. Lineage: Eukaryota; Viridiplantae; Streptophyta; Magnoliopsida; Malvales; Malvaceae. Gene Ontology annotation, molecular function: DNA-binding transcription factor activity; sequence-specific DNA binding. The record is from RefSeq and is a predicted model, not a curated record. The transcript is spliced from 3 exons. The coding region runs from base 301 to 1239 and encodes 312 amino acids.
ACCGCCCAAAAAUCUACGUAUGAAAGCCUCCACCCCACUGUCCGACCAACAAUGGGGCGCUCAUGCCUCAUGCAAUAAAUGACAACCGGCACUGUUCAAUAUCCGUACAAGUGUUUGACCUACAAUUGCCCGUCGAUCCUUUAAUAACUCUCUCUCUCCCUUCUCAGUAGCCAAAAAUCUCACUUUCCUUUAAACCUCUCUUCCUUUCUUUCUCUCACUAAACAAAGCAUUCUUCUUCUUCUUUUUCUGUGGUGUGCAAGCUCUUUUUGAUGAACAAGAACUGGAGUGUUUGAUUGAUACAUGGAGAGAAAAGAGGGUGUAAAGGUGGAAGAUGUAUUGGGAAACUCAUCGUGUUCGGUGAAUGAUUUCCCAUUACAAAGUAUAUUUGAUUUGAGCAGCAACGAAGAAGAGAAGAUCCGGUCGUUAGGGUUCAUGGACUUGCUGGGUGUUCAAGACUUGAUCAGUAGUCCUUUAUUGGACAUCAUGGCAGCACAGCAGGUUCCCUCUCGAAUGGCAACCCAACCACCCAAUCCUUCUUCUUCCACGAAGAUCGGAUCUCCUCAUGAGGUUUUCAAUCAGCCUGCCACUCCUAACUCUUCCACGAUUUCAUCUGCAUCAAGUGAGGCUGUUCAUGAUGAACCUGCUAAACUAGAUGACCAAGAAGAGGACCAGCGAAAAACCAAGAAACAGUUGAAACCCAAGAAGACAAAUCAGAAGAGACAGAGAGAGCCGAGAUUCGCGUUCAUGACAAAGAGCGAGGUUGAUCAUUUGGAAGAUGGUUAUAGAUGGAGAAAGUACGGACAAAAAGCUGUAAAAAACAGCCCCUUCCCUAGGAGUUAUUAUCGUUGCACCACCAUCUCAUGUAAUGUGAAGAAAAGAGUUGAGAGAUGUUUCAGUGAUCCAAGCAUCGUGGUAACCACUUACGAAGGCCAACAUACUCACCCCAGUCCGGUCAUGCCUCGUCCCAACCUUGUUGGUUCUCAUCUGAAUUCAGCCAUCUCCGCCGCAAGUUUUGGCAUGUCAAUGCAAACUACUCCAUCUCACUAUCACCAGCAUUUUCAACAGCCUUUUACCGAUAACUUGUCUCCUUUGAACUUUGGCCAUAAUGGGUCCCUUAACGCCACUUUUCUUCAUCAGAAGCGCUUUUGCACCCCAGGGCCAGGACCAGGACCAUCUUUGCUUAAAGACCAUGGCCUUCUUCAGGACAUUCUGCCAUCCCAUAUGCUGAAGGAAGAGUAGAUUAGAACAUCCAUUACCUUUAUAUGUAAUUCUCCACUUGGGAUGAAAAGAGGUAUAGCGAAAUGAUCAGUUCACUGGUAUGUAGCUUUUUUUUUUUUUUUGCUGAGAGGUGGCAUUUUUAUUGAACAAGGAACCCGCUGCCCCUUUUAUGCAAAGCUUGAUUAAUAUUACUGUAAAUUGGACUUGGUUUUAGUUUCUUAAUUGGGUUUUUUUUAAAUGUUUUUUUGCCACAUUUAGUUGCUCUGGAUAUGUAGAGAUUAUGCACCAGGGAAAUGGUUCUUUCUUUAA